AAAAACAUGAUAAAAUAUUUUUUAUUGGAAAUUCAAUUUUCUAUGAAAAAGGUAUUAUGAAAUUUUUCCACAAACCGAUCGGUUUGUGAGUUAUUUGUGAAAUUAUUUGCAUAAGUUUCGAAAUCUUCGGUUUUCGUUACCUUGUGAGCCUCUUCAGGGGGCGCUCCAGCGUAAACACUGUCGCCAUUUUAUUUCUGAAGUGUCAAUGCUGGAUUAGAGCGUUUCCCAGCAUUUCGGAGCUGUUUAAUUAUUCUGCUAGCGAUUAGAAUUUAAUUAAGAGUGAAAACCUUGUGAAUUUUGAGAGAAAAAUGUCGACUGCUGCGAGACCCACGUUUGACGGGGCUAGGGGAGGACAAGGACGUGGGGAGAAGGAUCUCAGUGCUAUUUCCAAGCAGUACAGUAGCAGAGAUCUACCUGGACACACGAAAUUAAAAUACAGAGAGCAUGGACAAGGAACGACUGAGGAACUUCGCACCAGAGACUUCAGAAAGGAAUUGGAGGAGCGGGAAGUCGAGAAGACGAGCAAAUCAUCGAACAGGAGGAUGGUAGAGCCCUCGAGGGAGCCAGUACAGCCUAGCAAACGUCAGAAGGCCGAUCAAGUCCCAGCAGCGAGUCUCGAUGCUGAUGAUCCUUUGGAUGAAGAUGAUUCAGACUCUGACAGUGAUGAGGAUGACACUGCAGCACUUCUCGCUGAGCUGCAGCAGAUUAAGAAGGAGAGAGCUGCCGAUAACGCCAAGAAGGAACUGGAGAAGAGACAGGAGGAGGAGAGGAUCAGAAUGGAGAACAUUUUAUCAGGAAAUCCAUUGCUGAAUUACUCGGCUCAAGCCACUCGCACAGACAUGAAGGUGAGACGACGAUGGGACGAUGAUGUCGUCUUCAAGAACUGUGCGAGGACAGAACCCAAGAAGAAACACGAUGUCUUCAUCAAUGACUCCCUCAGGAGUGACUUCCACCGUAAAUUCAUGGAGAAAUAUGUUAAAUAAGACUGAUGGUUACUCUCUUCAUUAUUAAUUUCAGUUUGUGGACGUCUAGAAUUAAGAAUUAAUCGUCAAUUUCGAGGCAUUGUAAAUAGAAGAAUUGAAAGUCAAUAAAGAAGAAACAACAUUAUUUAAA
Diachasma alloeum is the source of this 1113-nucleotide messenger RNA. It is a transcript of the gene c12.1, whose product is annotated as protein CWC15 homolog. Lineage: Eukaryota; Metazoa; Arthropoda; Insecta; Hymenoptera; Braconidae. Gene Ontology annotation, cellular component: catalytic step 2 spliceosome. The record is from RefSeq and is a predicted model, not a curated record. Gene Ontology annotation, molecular function: RNA binding. Bases 309 to 983 code for a protein of 224 amino acids. The transcript is spliced from 3 exons. Gene Ontology annotation, biological process: mRNA cis splicing, via spliceosome.